Messenger RNA from Phoenix dactylifera (date palm), 1058 nucleotides. NCBI's taxonomy places the organism in Eukaryota, Viridiplantae, Streptophyta, Magnoliopsida, Arecales, Arecaceae. The record is from RefSeq and is a predicted model, not a curated record.
UAUAUCUGAGACAGGCCUUGUAAGCUCCCUGCUUUCCUCCAAUAAACUGGCAGCAAUCUGCAGCAUGGAUCUCACGGAAGGCGAAGGCGAAUACAACAACUACUGGGAGACCAGAACUUUCUUGGAGGCCGAGGUGCUACGCAGCAGCUGGAUAACUGGUGAAGCCAGUUCUCAGUGCUACUUUUCGAGCUCCUCCAUUGUGGCGACGUCUCCGACGCCCCCAAAGUAUCUUGUCACGGAGAAGAAUAGGAGGGAGAAGCUAAAGGAAAAGCUUUAUGCUCUUCGAAGUGUAGUCCCGAACAUUACAAAGAUGGACAAGGCAUCCAUCAUCAAGGAUGCAAUCAACUACAUUCAACAGCUUCAGGAGCAAGAGAAGAUGCUACAAUCGGAGAUAUCAGAGCUCGAGAUGUCCCAUGAGCUUGCAGAUAUUUUUUACGAUAUGGAGCAGGAUGACGUCCUCCAAACAUCGCCCAGCCGGCCCCUUGAUCCGGGGUCACCAUUCAUUCCCUCCAUUGAAGUUUUGGAACUAAAGGUGUUGGCAGUGGGCAAUAAGAAUUUUGUUAUAAGCUUCACUUGCAACAAGAAGAGGGAUGCCCUGAUUAAGAUGUGUGAAGUAUUCGAGUCUCUUAACCUCAAGAUCAUCACAGCCAAUAUCAUCUCGAGCUCUGAGAGCCUCUCACACACGUUAUUUAUUGAGACUGAUGAAUUGGAUGGUUCUCGGGUCAAGGAACAGAUUGAAGCAGCCAUUGCAGAGAUCGAUGCUCCACGAAACCCAUGAGUUUCCACUGAAGUUGAAUCUCUUAAAGUUAUUUGUAACUUGAGAUAUUUAUUCCUCCUCUGUAAUGUCAAUAAGAAAUAUGUACAUGUUUAAUUAAGAGAAAGGAAGGAAGAUCUACCUACACUAUAGUUAUGCAGAUCCAAAUACUUGUAAUACCAUUUAAGACUUGAACUCAACCCAAAAUCUUUAGUUGCUAAACAUAGGGGUGUGACCAUUCAGAUAAGGGCUUUGGAGGGGCGAAGAUGGAAUGUGCUAAUUAAUUGAAUAGUAAAUUAGAUUU